Molecule: messenger RNA, 868 nt
Organism: Drosophila grimshawi
Lineage: Eukaryota; Metazoa; Arthropoda; Insecta; Diptera; Drosophilidae
Gene: PSMG1
Exons: 3
Coding region: 85-792 (235 amino acids)
Biological process (GO): proteasome core complex assembly
Cellular component (GO): endoplasmic reticulum
Molecular function (GO): proteasome binding
Source: RefSeq, a predicted model, not a curated record
UUUAAAAAUGACUUGAAAAAAUUAACCGAACUGCAAAGCAAAUCUUUUCGUUUCUUUAAAAAUCCAUUUUGAAAAAAGAACAUAAUGAGCUGUCCCGGCUUUGGUGAAGUAAACAUACCAUCCUCCCGUGCCUUUUGGGAUGAUUGCGAAGAGGACGAAUUCGAGAGCAUUGAGCCGGCCACGAAGUCACAGUUAAACUUUAAAGAGGGUGCAGACGAAACUCCUCUUGUCAGCGAUGUGUUUGUGCUCAUCGAAGGGCCGCACAUAAAUGAAUUCUGCACUGGUGCGCUGCUCAAGGAAUCGAAGCGGAUUUGCGAUAUACCAGCGAAAUCUUCGUCGCUGCAUUGGAAUGCCGCCAAGGGACAGCUGCUGGCCGUGCUGGAGGAGGAUCUGACCAGCAGUGGUGAAAUAACAGAUCUGCUCAUACCCUACGCACAGGUGGCAAAGCGUGUACUGACCAUCACGCUGAAGCCCAAGGUGGACUACAAAAGCGAGGAAAUCGACAGAUACAGGGAGGAUGUGGCCAUUAUCCACUCCGUGGGCGGUAAUGGCGGUGAUAAAUCUGUGCGUGAGUUAGAGGCGCCUAAUUUUAUCGCUGGUGCCGCAGCGGGCAUUGCUUGCUGGCGCAAUGAAAUGGAGCUGCCCGUUAGCUCAUACGUUGUUUACACGGACAAACUGCCGCUGGAUGUGAUUGCUGCUCAGCCAGUGCUCAAACUGCUGCAGAAACUGGGCGUGCCGUGCUCUGAACGUUAUGUGCCACCAUCCAAGGAGAGCUCCUACCUCUACAUGUAGAAAUGAUAGCACAUAAGUUUAGGUGAUUGUUUAUAUAUAUAUAUAUUUAAAUAAAUGGUUGCGGCUAAAAAAGAAC